Messenger RNA from Ceraceosorus guamensis, 4431 nucleotides. RefSeq lists its product as hypothetical. The record is from RefSeq and is a predicted model, not a curated record. NCBI's taxonomy places the organism in Eukaryota, Fungi, Basidiomycota, Exobasidiomycetes, Ceraceosorales, Ceraceosoraceae. The coding region runs from base 1 to 4431 and encodes 1476 amino acids. The transcript is spliced from 2 exons.
AUGGACCAUGGAGUCGCGUAUCAGCCCGAGGCGAUGUCGCCGGCGCACGCACAAGGACCUUCUGCAGGCCGACUGUCCAACCUCUUUUCAAAGUCGUUGCGCAAAGCGUCCUCCAGUCGUGAGCUGGCAUCGUCUGGUGGAUUCGGGCAUACUUGGCAAGGUGGGAGUGCAGGAAGAGGGUUGGACGACGGAGGCGUGCAUUCCAGCCCUUCGCAGGCAACACACGAUUCUCUCAGCCCGAGAAUGAGAAGUGGUGCGCUGUGGGGCGCAAGCUCGGCUGCCGGACGAAUCGCCGCGGGCGAACGAGGCUCGCAGGACAAAAACGACUUGUACGCCCAGCAGGACUCCAAUGGCGCUUACAUUCCUUACCGCGGACCGAUAUCGCCUCGCCCCCAAGCUGGCGAUGAUGCACACCCAUCUUCGUCUGCCGCAGCUUACGCUCGGGAACAAAGCGCAGCAGCAGCUCAAGGUCAAGGGAUUUCCGCCCUUCCUUCACCCGAGGUCGGGCCUUCAUUCAGCCAAGGGGCCUUCAGCCAUGCUUGGCAUGGAUUCCCUUCGAGCGGUCAUGGUUCGGGUACGCACCGUUACGGUCAAAGGCCGGACAGAGGACCUCAGGCAUGGCAAACCAGGUCGGAGUACCCAGGGAAUACGCGCGGUCUGGGCAUCGAACAUGCGAUCGCGCGCGACAAUCUGCCAAAGACGCUCAAGGGUGGCUCAGGCGUGGGGUCCGUUGGCAAAGAUGCCAGUGCUCGUCCUUCAUACUUGACCACGCCCCGAGGAAGCAAUACCGGAGACGCACCGAACAGGUCAGGAAAUGCGCUCUUGUCCCCGGGCCGCGAAGACUUCAAUGGAGAGCGCGUUGCGAUGCAAAUGGCCGUCGGCCUACCUGUGGCUUACACCCACGGUGGAAACACACCCAAGCUUCCAGCCUCACCACUGAAUCGCAGCGUUGCGCUGCCUGGUUUGCCCAGUCUGAUGAGAGCAGAUUACAGUCAGGCCGAACCACCGAUCAGAGCAGUCACUCGAAGAGAUCCGCACGCUGUCGCCUUUCCUGCUUCAGCUCCAGCAACGCAGACCAAGACGGACUUUGGAGAAGCGGCAGGCGAGCGGACUUUGGAUAGCGCUCAAUUGCGGCGUGGCGCAUCUGUCUCGUCAGGCGAAGGCGGCAGCUCGGGUGCAGCUUCCGCCACGUUCAAUCGGAGCACCAAUACCUCCAUGACCAGCCUGCGCGCGCCAUCCUCAGCGCUGCCGACCGCGAGCGGCAAGAAGUCGACGGAGAGCUUUUCGCGUGGAUCUCACUCAGCAACUCCCGAGAGAGCCCACUCCGCGCAGUCUCGCACCCAUGCAAGACCCAGAGCUGUCACCACUAACUCGACCGCGGCCUCUUCGCAGCGCAGCCUUCGAAACACCAGCUCUGCGUCCUCGUCUCAUCCAUCGCCAAGCGUUGCCCCGUUGCGGAUUCGUCCUCGGGCUACUGAUGGCGGCGGUCCAGUCGCACGUUCUCAGAGUCAGGAUACAACUCCUCCUCAGCAAGGUUGGUAUAACAACCAACCAUUGCUGUCACCAAUCGCAGCCUCGACGCAGAGUGAGGCCUCACCGAGUUCACGCCGCGAGACAACGAGCUCCGCACGGCCAGAAGCCGUGGGCCCGGUGCCUCAUGGCGUCUCUGCGGCGGAAGCGAAACGGAGAUACCAUCUGCUCCAACAGCUGCACCUGGAUGAAUUGGAAGCUCAUGCACCGGACGUCACCGGGAUUCUGGAUGCCGACAAUGGAUGCGAACGCAUCUUGAUGCCGAGACCGCGGUUGAUCAGCAGGCAAAGUGCUGAUGGGUGGGAAAGGCACGAAGCGACAAAGCAUGCCGCCUUCGAGCGCAACCGCCGAGCCCCGCAGCGGAGCUCGAGGAGAACGGAAAGCCACCCGGACUUGCGCGCGAGGGACCAAGCACAUGCGCGCAUGGCUUCGGUGAUCGCCAAGUCUGAUUCGAGCCACCGCGGGCACGACGAACGGGAUGUUGAAGAUGUGGCAGACCGUCCAUUCUUCCAUCACCGCAUGCCACCUAAUGCUCCUGAAGGUCCGGCCAGACAUGCGCAGGAACCCCUCGGUAGGGUGCAACGCAGUCCCCUGGAGACUAGACGCGCAUUCCCAGGGGAGCCCGAGACUCCCGAUCUAGCGCAAGUCAUUGCGGAAGGGAAAGCGCUCGAGGAUGACCGAGAGCGAUGGAGAAGGGAGUUUAAGCGCAGCAUUGGAGGCAACGAGUAUGCUCGCAAACGUACCAAAAGCCGUGAGCGCGAAAGGAAGCUCAGCGCAGGACCAACUCCGGCUAGAAGCCGUCGCCUGACAGCCCUUUGGGACGAUCCUCAGGCAAGACCUCCCAUGCCCAGUGUUCAUUUCAACAGCUUUGUCCAAGAUGACAUGGCGCUUCAAUCGAAGUCGGCUUCGGCUCAAAAAGACCUCGACUUGGGCCCCGCUCGACAGCGCACUAUACGCUAUGCACGGAGCUCGCCGCAACUGCGCUCGGAUGCGUUUGAUGGGAGCACGUCGCCUCCGAGUCCCACGGUGCCGAAUAGCUUCACCGCUAUUUGGCGUCCAUGCGGGCGUCAAGCGGACGCAGAUGUCAGGAGACGUCAAAGCAGCCAGACGCGUCCAAUCGACGAGGCCGCUCUGGAGAUUGAAGGUGAUUUGAGCCGCGCUGAAAAGAGAAGCAGCCUUGCGAGUAGCUGGCUUGGAAGACGGACCCGGGCGAUGAGCUCAUCCGCAGCCUCGAAGCGCUCAUCUGUACCCCAUCGAGAGCACCACAGGGUCUCAUCAGCAAACCUCGCAAACCAGCGCCGCAUGCGCCGCAGCGGCUCAUGGGACGCCAGUAUCGCAGAUGAGAAGCGACCGCCUCGCCACCUGCAAGCCGGUCGUCGCACUAGCUGGAGGCCUGAGAGUAGAGAACGACCAUCCUCCAGAACCGCUUGGCAGCCUACUCUGGUCUCUGAUGAUCCUGUCGUCAUCGGGCACUCUACUUCCCCCGGCACUACCAGUUUCCGCUUUCCAGGGGAGCCGCAACGGGCACCUGCGGACGCUAGUGCGACCACUUUUGGGGUCGCACUAAGCAAUCCUCGACCGACGCUGGACUACAGCUCGGCUCGCGACGGUUCAGCACCGAUGCGACAAGGCGCACAUGCCACGUCUCCGACCUAUCAUCGGCCCAACAACAGCGCAGAUCUACGCGCCAUCUUGGACUGGACACAAAAGGACUCGCUUGACAGCUCUAUGACGAUCAGCUCGACUAGGAACACGAGCAGCACCGAGGUGCCAACAGCACCGAAAAGGUCCAGCAGUCUCAGACGCAAAGCUGCAAAGGCCGCUAUAAGCAAGCCACUGCCGCCAGUGCAGCGCGAAGGCCAGUCGUCCAUGGAAGCAUUCCUGAACGAGCUUGCUCAGCCAGCUGAGCCUGGACAGUCGUUGUCGGUGCCGCCGUGGAGAGUCAAGUCCAUCAGCAAGCACGGCGAUGCACAGGUCAGACCAGCUCGUGCAUUGGAUGAGGGUGCUGGGACAGGUGCAGAAACGCAAGAAGCUGGACAACCCGCAAAGGGCCGCUUCGGUACUCCUUUCAACAGCGAAAGCAAUUUCGUCAGAGCUGGCCUGCUCGCAACGCCUCGCUCUCCGACUUCGCCUCAGGAAUUCCAUACUCCGGAGCUCGGAACGCCUUUCCAGGCUGCAGAUACAGACGCUUCCUACUUCGGCACCAGGUCGCAAUCCAAUCCAGGCGAAUCUCCCAUCGAUAGGCGUGACGCUGAUGAAGAGCGCGAUAUCCCAUCUCACCUGCGCUCGAGCUCGUCCGGCAUGCACGGGACAGAGCUGCUUGCGACCUCUGCCAACAAUGCGUCCGCUGCUGUGCCCAAUCGUCGUCUCAGUCACUCUACGCCAUCAGACUCCAGUCACUCUGCUCGAAGCAUGGCACCGCACGAACUCUGGACCGCCGACGACACGACCGAAUCUUUCGCCGAGCUAUUCGUUAGACGUCCGCAGCAGAACGCGCAACACCAAGCGACGCUCGCACCUCAGGCGGUGCAUGAUCGUCACCGUACCGUCAGCUCUCACUCCAACAAGAGUCAGGGUGCCGAGUCGGGAGAACUGGAUGUUGUGGAUUUCAACAGGUCCAGCUCCGGCAAGAGCUCUCGAUUUCCAUCGACUUCGGGAGAGAAAGGUCGACCUUCUGUUGCGUCGCGCACCAUCGACUUUUCGGACGCCGAGCCGCUUCCGCAAACCAUUGACAGCGUGUACAGCCAGGAAGACAACGAGCAAGCGCCAGAUGAGCUCGUUGAUGGCUCACGACGACCGCCUUCUCUGGAUAGCGCACUGAGCCAGUCGCAAGGCGUGUCUUCGCUCGUAAGCCCUCGUGUCUGGCCUAACACGCCUCCACGAGAGCCUCACAGAAGGUGA